CAUUAAUUUUAGCUAUUGUACGGUCCCAUCUUCUUGUAUACUUUCCUUGCUUUGAAGGUCUUCCCACGACUUUCCUGGAACCCAUUUCUGUUCCCGCCCCCGGCUAUUUAAGUGUCCACCGAUCAUACCCUUUUUUGCUCACCACUCUCCUUUUAUAGUCCCUUUUAACUGGGUAGCCCAAUCGCAGCAGGAUCUGCCAUGUCGCUCCUCAAUGAUCUGAUCAACCUCGACCUCAGCCUCACCACCGACAAGAUCAUAGCCGAAUAUAUAUGGAUCGGUGGAUCUGGGAUGGAUUUGAGAAGCAAAGCGAGGACUUUGCCCGGACCGGUUACGGAUCCUUCGAAACUCCCCAAAUGGAACUACGAUGGUUCCAGCACAAAUCAAGCACCUGGAGAGGACAGUGAGGUCAUUCUUUACCCUCAAGCUAUAUUCAAGGAUCCAUUCAGAAAAGGAAACAACAUCUUGGUAAUGUGCGAUGCUUACACACCGGCCGGUGAACCCCUUCCCACAAACAAGAGAUGUAAUGCGGCUAAGAUCUUUAGCCACCCCAACGUUGUCGCCGAGGAGCCAUGGUAUGGCAUUGAGCAAGAGUACACUCUUCUUCAAAAAGAUACAAAGUGGCCUCUUGGAUGGCCUGUUGGAGGAUUUCCUGGACCACAGGGUCCCUACUACUGUGGAGUAGGUGCUGAUAAGUCCUUCGGAAGGGACAUUGUGGAUUCCCACUAUAAGGCUUGCCUUUAUGCUGGCAUUAACAUCAGUGGAAUCAACGGUGAAGUUAUGCCUGGUCAAUGGGAAUUCCAAGUUGGUCCAUCUGUUGGAAUAUCUGCAGGUGAUCAAAUAUGGAUUGCUCGAUACAUUCUCGAGAGAAUCACAGAGAUCACCGGAGUGGUUCUUUCUUUCGACCCUAAACCCAUCCCGGGUGACUGGAAUGGUGCUGGAGCUCAUACUAACUACAGCACAAAGUCCAUGAGAAACGACGGUGGCAUCGAUGUUAUCAAGAAGGCGAUCGAGAAGUUAGGCUUGCGCCACAAAGAACAUAUUGCUGCCUACGGAGAGGGUAAUGAAAGACGCCUAACCGGCCGUCAUGAGACUGCAGAUAUCAAUACAUUCUCAUGGGGUGUUGCAAACAGGGGAGCCUCUAUCCGUGUUGGCCGUGACACCGAGAAGGCCGGAAAAGGCUACUUCGAAGACAGAAGGCCGGCAUCGAACAUGGAUCCGUAUGUCGUGACAUCGAUGAUUGCUGAGACCACAAUUAUCUGGAAGCCUUGAGAGGUGAAAAU
Molecule: messenger RNA, 1280 nt
Organism: Hibiscus syriacus
Lineage: Eukaryota; Viridiplantae; Streptophyta; Magnoliopsida; Malvales; Malvaceae
Product: glutamine synthetase nodule isozyme-like
Exons: 13
Coding region: 199-1269 (356 amino acids)
Cellular component (GO): cytoplasm
Molecular function (GO): glutamine synthetase activity
Source: RefSeq, a predicted model, not a curated record